Clarias gariepinus (North African catfish) is the source of this 5732-nucleotide messenger RNA. Its product is annotated as deleted in malignant brain tumors 1 protein-like. Gene Ontology annotation, cellular component: membrane. Lineage: Eukaryota; Metazoa; Chordata; Actinopteri; Siluriformes; Clariidae. The record is from RefSeq and is a predicted model, not a curated record. The transcript is spliced from 26 exons.
UGGAGGUGAACACAUCGUGUACAGUGAGGAGGGAGAUGGAAAUCUGUCUGACUUUUAUUCUUCUCUCAUCCACACUCACACUCACAGCAGCUGACAGUGUGAGGUUGGUGAAUGGUGGAAGUCGCUGUGCUGGGAGAGUGGAGGUUCUUCAGGAGAAACAGUGGGGAACAGUGUGUGGUCUUAACUGGGAUAUGGACGAUGCUGCAGUGGUGUGUAGAGAGCUGCGCUGUGGGGAGGCUAUAGAUGCACCUCAGUUCGGUCACUUUGGACCAGGAUCAGGACCAAUCUGGAUGGUUGGUGUGCGCUGUAGUGGAUCAGAGUCGACACUGAAGAGCUGUGAGUCAAAUGGUAGAGGGGAUGGCUGUGGUCAUGAUUUUGAUGCUGGAGUCACCUGCUCAGACACUCUGAGGUUGGUGAAUGGAGGAAGUCGCUGUGCUGGGAGAGUGGAGGUUCUUCAUGGUGGCCAAUGGGGAACAGUGUGUAAUAAUAGCUGGGAUAUGAGAGAAGCUGCAGUGGUGUGUAGAGAGCUGCAGUGUGGGGACCCUGUAGACAAGCAGUAUUUCACACAUUUUGGACCAGGUUCAGGACCAAUCUGGAUGGAUGAUGUAAGCUGUAAUGGAUCAGAGUCGACAUUGAAGAACUGUAGCUCAGCAGACUGGGGGAGAAAUGACUGUGAUCAUAGUGGUGAUGCUGGAGUCACCUGCUCAGACACUCUGAGGUUGGUGAAUGGAGGAAGUCGCUGUGCUGGGAGAGUAGAGGUUCUUCAUGGUGGACAGUGGGGAACAGUGUGUAAUAAUAGCUGGGAUAUGAGAGAAGCUGCAGUGGUGUGUAGAGAGCUGCAGUGUGGGGAGCCUGUAGACGUGCAGUAUUUAACACACUUUGGACCAGGUUCAGGACCAAUCUGGAUGGAUGAUGUGGGCUGUAAUGGAUCAGAGUCGACAUUGAAGAACUGUAGCUCAGCAGACUGGGGGAGAAAUGACUGUGAUCAUAGUGGUGAUGCUGGAGUCACCUGCGCAGGUAAAAUAUGCUCUGGGAGAGUGGAGGUGCUUCAUGGAGGUUCCUGGUCCACAGUGUGUGAUGCUGACUUUGACCAGCAGGAUGCAGAGAUUGUGUGUCGAGAGCUGGGCUGUGGGAUUCCUGUGAAGGUGCUGGGAUCAGCUGCUUUUGGCCGAGGGGAGGGUCUGGUUUGGACAGAGGAGCUUCUGUGUAGAGGAAAUGAAUCUCAGAUUUACUUCUGUCCAACAUCAUCUUCACUUAAACAAUCUCACUGCUCCCAUGACAACGAUGUGGGAUUGAUAUGUCAGACAGAGGCGCAGCUGGUGAAUGGACCGGACUCCUGUUCUGGUCGAGUGGAGCUCCAGUACCUCAGUGACUGGGGCACAGUUUGUGCUGUAAGCUGGAAUAUGAGAGCUGCAGAUGUUCUCUGUGCACAGCUGGAUUGUGGGAGUGCUGUGGCUGUGGUGCGGGUGGACUGGUUUGGGGAGGGGAGUGGCCACAUCUGGGCUGAUGUUUUUGAUUGUCAGGGGAAUGAGACACACCUAUCACAAUGUGGCAUCUCAUCAUGGAGUCGAGCUGCAUGCUCUCAUAAACACGAUGCUGGAGUCAUCUGUAAUGGUGUCAGGCUGGCUGGUUCUGGGGGAGACUGUGCAGGAAGACUGGAGGUUUUCCACAGUGGCUCGUGGGGGACAGUGUGCGAUGACUCGUGGGAUAUUGAGGAUGCGCAGGUGGUGUGCAGACAGCUGCAGUGUGGAGUGGCCCUCAGUACCCACAUACCAGCCUGGUUUGGUCCUGGAACUGGGUCCAUAUGGCUGAAUGAGGUGGAGUGUGAGGGGAACGAGAUGUCCCUGUGGAACUGCAGAUCUCAGCUGUGUGAAGGGGAAUGUGGACACCAGGAGGACGUAGGAGUUGUGUGUUCAGGUACAAUGCUGAGUGGAGGAAAGGGAAGCUGCUCUGGGAGGUUGGAGGUAUAUCAUAACGCUACGUGGGGCUCCGUUUGUGAUGAUCAGUGGAACAUCAGGAACGCUCAGGUGGUGUGCAGACAGCUGGGCUGUGGCUCGGCGCUGAGUGCUGAUAGGAAUGUUACCUUUGGUCCUGGUGAAGGGACUAUCUGGCUGAACAGAGUGAAGUGUCGAGGGGAUGAGAUUCACCUGUGGGACUGUCAUCAUUCCCUGAAGAAACACACUGACUGCUCUCAUGCUCGAGUCACCUGUGCAGACAGUGUGAGGUUGGUGAAUGGUGGAAGUCGCUGUGCUGGGAGAGUGGAGGUUCUUCAGGGGGAACAGUGGGGAACAGUGUGUGAUUAUGGAUGGGAUAUGAACGAUGCUGCAGUGGUGUGUAGAGAGCUGCACUGUGGGGAGGCUGUAAAUGCACCUGUCAGUGCUCACUUUGGACAAGGAUCAGGACCAAUCUGGAUGUAUUAUGUGAGCUGUAGAGGAUCAGAGUCGACACUGAAGAGCUGUAGCUCAGCAGGUAGAGGGGAACGUUAUGGCUGUGAUCAUGGUCGUGAUGCUGGAGUCACCUGCUCAGGUAAAAAUGUGAGACUCAGUGCUGGUCCUCAUCAGUGCUCUGGGAGAGUGGAGGUGCUUCAUGGAGGUUCCUGGUCCACAGUGUGUGAUGCUGACUUUGACCAGCAGGAUGCAGAGGUUGUGUGUCGAGAGCUGGGCUGUGGGAUUCCUGUGAAGGUGCUGGGAUCAGCUGCUUUUGGCCGAGGGGAGGGUCAGGUGUGGACAGAGAAGCUUCGGUGUAUAGGAAAUGAAUCUGACAUUACCUUCUGUCCAACAAUAUCUUCACCAAAACCCUCACCCUGCUCCCAUGACAACGAUGUGGGAUUAAUAUGUUCUGGUCACACAGAGGCGCGGUUGGUGAACGGUUCUGACUACUGUUCUGGUCGAGUGGAGCUCCAGUACCUCAGUGACUGGGGCACAGUUUGUGCUGUAAGCUGGGAUAUGAGAGCUGCAGAUGUUCUCUGUGCACAGCUGCAUUGUGGGAGUGCUGUGGCUGUGGUAGACUGGUAUGGGGAGGGGAGUGGCCACAUCUGGGCUGAUGUGUUUGAUUGUCAGGGGAAUGAGACACACCUUUCACAAUGUGACAUCUCAUCAUGGAGUCGAGCUGUAUGUUCUCAUAAACACGAUGCUGGAGUCAUCUGUAAUGGAUCAUCCAUGGCGUUUCAUGAGGGGCGAGUGCGGUUGUCUGGAGGGAGCGAGUGUCAGGGGGAGGUGGAGAUUUAUUUCAGGCAGGACUGGAGGAGAGUUCUCCUGGACUUGUGGAGUCUGUCUGAGGCGUCUGUGCUCUGCAGACAGCUGGGCUGUGGCUCUGUGCUGAACUACCGCUCCUCUCCAUCCACCACUGAACACAAACACAUGUGUGUAACGGGUUUCAGCUGCUCUGGGAGUGAAGCUCAUCUGGGGAACUGCAGCAGUGCACAACCUGUCAACUGCAGCUCUGGGGAACAGCUGUACAUCACCUGCUCAGGUAUCUUGAACCGUGCCAUCAGCUCCAUCAGGCUGGUUGGUUCUGGGGGAGACUGUGCAGGAAGGCUGGAGGUUUUCCACAGCGGCUCGUGGGGGACAGUGUGUGAUGACUCGUGGGAUAUUGAGGAUGCGCAGGUGGUGUGCAGACAGCUGCAGUGUGGAGUGGCCCUCAGUACCCACAUACCAGCCUGGUUUGGUCCUGGAACUGGGUCCAUAUGGCUGAAUGAGGUGGAGUGUGAGGGGAACGAGAUGUCCCUGUGGAACUGCAGGUCUCAGCUGUGUGAAGAGGGGGAAUGUGGACACCAGGAGGACGUAGGAGUCGUGUGCUCAGAGUUUAAAGAGAUACGACUCACAGAGGGCUGUAAGGGGAAUCUGGAAGUGUUCUACAAUGGAACCUGGGGUAAUGUGUGUCACAAUCAGAUGGAUGAUGAGACAGUAAACAUGGUGUGUCGAGAGCUGAACUGUGGAAGACAUGGCAGUGUGUCAAACACUGAAGCAAGAGUCAAAUCUGCUCCUAACUGGCUGGAUUAUCUGAAGUGUAGGAAACACGACUCUAAUCUGUGGCAGUGUCCAUCUUCACCCUGGGGACAGAACACAUGUGAUAAUAGUGAUGAAGUGGCUCAUAUUACCUGCACAGGUGGGUGGAAUGAUAAAAAGUCUCUACAUACACAAGAAAAGUGCUCUUCACUUCCCUCUCAGAAACACUGCUCAAAGCACUGGUCUCUCAGGCUGAGUGGAGGAAAGGGAAGCUGCUCUGGGAGGUAGGAGGUGUAUCAUAACGCUACGUGGGGCUCCGUUUGUGAUGAUCAGUGGAACAUCAGGAACGCUCAGGUGGUGUGCAGACAGCUGGGCUGUGGCUCGGCGCUGAGUGCUGAUAGGAAUGUUAGCUUUGGUCCUGGUGAAGGGACUAUCUGGCUGAACAGAGUGAAGUGUCGAGGGGAUGAGAUUCACCUGUGGGACUGUCAUCAUUCCCUGAAGAAACACACUGACUGCUCUCAUGCUGAAGUCACCUGUGCAGACAUAUCCACAGUGUCCACUACUACACCCACCACCACCAGAAGAGGCGCUCCAAAUACCCCACCCACCCCUCCACUGGUUCUCUUUGUGUUAGGAACGCUGCUCUUCCUGGCCUUAGUGCUUCUGGUGGUACUGUUUUACCAGAACAGAGUGCUCAGGAGAGUUGUCUCUAAGACGAGGCGUAAGACUCAGCCUGAGGCAGUCUAUGAGGAGAUCAACCACAGAUACAUCACUAGAAGAAUCACGAGCUCCACUCAAAGAGGAAGUCUCCUCUCUGAAGAACAGCAUUCUGGGUAUGAGCAUGUGGAUGAUGAGCUUCUCUCAGUAAAGUCUGGGAUUGGAGAAAAGGCUGAGUAUUAUGAUGAUGUCAUCGACACCAGUGACUUCAUAAGUGAUACAGGAAGAGUUGAGCCACCAGAGGACUACGAUGAUGCCGUCACUGCUGGACCCAUCGCUGAUAACGUGGAGGAGGAUGAAGCUGAGAAUUAUGAUGAGGCCAUUACAGCUGAUCAGAAGUCAGUUAUACUGACAGAGGACGUGUCCGAGAACUAUGAUGAUGCAGUUACGGCUGAAACAAACACAAACAUCACCACAGACAAUCCAGAAGAUUAUGAUGAUGUCAUCACUGAGGAACAGGAUGGAGGAGAGACAGAAGAAUAUGAUGAGGUGGAGGAGAAAUCUCAGAAAGACAGGGACCAUGUGACUGAGACACGCCCCCAAAGGCCUUUUCUCAGGAAAUUACAUUUCAACUUUUAUAAACACAAACAAUGAUUUGAUUCUACUUCCAAUAAUUUCAUGCAUUCUGAACCAUGUUCAUUUUCUCACCUUGUUAUUAGCAAAUAGAUUAGGGAGAGUUAAAUCAGCUCCAUUAUUACUGAACCAAAUGUUUCCAGCUUUCCUUUUACAACACAUUUCUGACAAUUCAUCUGAAUAUCUUGUCUUUGUAAACAAUAUGCAAGCAAUAUAUACGUCUAGGUUUCAUGCUGUGUGUUUAACUAUAAAACAUAUCAUUGAAAUGAAUGUUUUGUUGCAGUCUCUAUUAGGGAGCUGUGUAUGUUGGAAGUUUCAUUACGGAUUCUCAGAUUUUCAUGUGAAAUUCUCAGGUUUCCUUCAAACUCUCCAAUUUCUUUCCUUAUUCUCAGGAUUUUGUUUAAUAAUCUAAUAUUUCUUUAAUAUUCUCAGAUGUUUGUUUUGUGAUCUCAGGUUUUAUUCAAUAUUCUCACUUUUUAAUGAGUGACGACUCGU